Messenger RNA from Alternaria hordeiaustralica, 2976 nucleotides. RefSeq lists its product as uncharacterized. Gene Ontology annotation, cellular component: nucleolus; small-subunit processome. The record is from RefSeq and is a predicted model, not a curated record. Gene Ontology annotation, biological process: rRNA processing. The transcript has a single exon. NCBI's taxonomy places the organism in Eukaryota, Fungi, Ascomycota, Dothideomycetes, Pleosporales, Pleosporaceae. Bases 1 to 2976 code for a protein of 991 amino acids.
AUGCCGCCCCGAGUAGCACGCAGCUCGAUUCAAAGCGGUGGCGCUUCAAGCAAAGGCAAUGCGAAAUCGCGAAACCCCAAGAAAGCGCAGAAGCGCGCCCUCGACGCCUUCUCCAUCGCCCAGUACGAGAAUCCAGACGAUGCGAAAGUGCGCAAGAACCGCUUAGGCGAAUUCGACCCCGCCUUCAACCGCAAGCGCGCGCGCGAUGACGACGAAGAGGACGACGAAGAUGAGGACGAGGACGACGGGCCCAAAAGGCGCAAGAAGAAGUCUGGCGACGAGAGCUACGACGAAGGAAGCGACUCCGAGGGCAACACCUGGCAGAUGGGUCACGUGGAAGACGACGACGAUGACGAGAGCAUCGACUCGGACGAGGCGUUCGGCGAGAGCGACGAGGAACGCUUCGAAGGCUACACGUUCAGAGGCAGUUCCAAGAACCACAAGGGAAAGGCAAAGAAGUCGAAACGAGAGCAAGACAUGAUGGACGAAGAUGGCGACAUCGAUCUCGACGAGGGCGAUAGUGCAGAUGGAGAGGAAGAAGACGAAGACGAUCUUGGCGAAGAUGCUAUCGAUCUAGCUACUGCGUUGGAUCAAUACGAGGAGGAUGAGGCUGAGGAGCGAAGGGAAAAAGAGAAGAAGAAGAAGGUCUCCGCAUUCGACGACAGCGACUCGGAACCAAGUGAAGGCGAGGACCCCGCAGCGGAUGGCGCAUCCGACCUCUCAUCCGACGAAGAAGAUGAGGAUGAUCGCCAGGCGCAAUUGCAGAACUUGAUCUCUUCGUUGGCCUCGCGGGAAGACGACAAACCCAAGGGCAGGAGAGUGGAUGUCCAUGAGUCGGCUGCGCCAGACGAGUUUGGUGUCUCCCGCAAAGUCGACCUCCUCAGCUUCAAGCCUAAGGUCGCCGACGCGGAGAAAAAGAAGGCGCUUAAGCUGCUGCAGGACGACAAAUCCUCAAAACGAAAUGACAUUGCUAGGAAACUAGAUGCACCUUUACCGAAGCGACAACAAGACAAGCUCGAUCGCGCUGCAGCUAACGCCAAAGCGAAUGAAACUCUUGAGAGGUGGACCGACACGAUCAAGCAAAACCGCCGCGCGGAACAUUUGAUGUUCCCUCUACAAAACCCCACCGGAGGCGACAUGGGAGAGAAGACCCUCCUACCCACUACGAUCGCUGCACCUACAAACGAUCUCGAAAGCACGAUUCAGUCCAUCCUCCAGCAGAGCGGGCUAUCAAAUGGCAAGGAAGACGAGGAGAAGAUACAGAAGUGGGAAGAGCUCCAAACGAACAAACUGCCAGUCGAGGAGGUCCUUAGGCGACGCGCUGAACUGCGAAUGCAACGAGAGCUAUUGUUCCGCGAAGAGGUUCGCGCCAAGCGCAUCAAGAAGAUCAAGAGUAAGUCUUAUCGGCGAGUGCACCGCAGGGAGCGCGAAAAGCUGCUGGAGAAGGAACGUGAGCAACUCAAGGCCGAUGGCGUUGAUCUGUCCGAGGAAGAGCGCGAAUAUAACGAUCGCCGGAGAGCAGAGGAACGCAUGGGUGCUAAGCAUCGCGAGAGCAAGUGGGCCAAGGGCAUCAAGGCUACCGGAAGAGCGAACUGGGACCAGGAUGCGCUCGACGGUGUAACUGAGAUGGCCAGACGGAACGAGGAGCUUCGUCGUCGUGUUGAGGGCAAGACCGUGCGCGAUGACGAUGAGGAAGCAUCUGAUGUGCCAAGCGAGGAGGAAGAGAGCGACGAUGACGACGAUCAAUCGGACAACGACGCACUACAACAAUCUCUCGGCAAGCUCAAGUCGAACCCCUUCUCGACUAAGGAGUCUAAGCUGGGUCAGAUGGCCUUUAUGCAGAAGUCCGAGGCUGCGAAACGCGCACAGAACGACGAAGCUGUUGAAGCUCUAAGACGCGAGCUUGCAGGUGAAGACAGUGACAACGCCGAAAUCGAUGAGAAUGCUACCAAGGCAGGACGGAGAAGAUACGGUCCCAAUGCGGACGUGUCAGCUCCGGCUAUACAGAUCAACCGCAGCGAGUUCGAGGAGCACGAAGGUUCCGACGCAGAGAACGAAAACAACCCGACUGCGGAAGGCGAAGGGUCUGUUGCUGACGCAGCAUCAGCUAGAAAGCCCGCCAAAAAGAACGGCUUGAGCGGUCUCUCGAAUGGUGCCCGCAAAGAGCGCAAGGCUGUCGCGCCUGUAGAGAACGGCAGCGGAGAGUCCAACCCUUUCUUGACCAAGGCCAAGAAGGAGAAGAAGGCCACAACAGAGCCUGAGCUCUUCCAAGCUACAAGUAGCACGACCACCGCUACGCAAGCUAAGGCCGGCGCUUCUAAGCCUACGCCCAAAGUCAAGCCUCAAAAGAAGUCGAAGCAAGCGGCCAAACCUCAAGAGACCAAGGUCGACGAUUUCUUGAAGCAACGCGUCACCACGGCCGAUGACGAUGGUUGGGCGACUGUCAUUGGUGGCCAAGACGAGGACAUGGACGAGCAAAGCAUCGAAGACGAAGGUAUCGAUCUUGACGUUGUCAUGCGCAACCAAGCUCUCACAGCGAAGGGCUUCGCCGGUGAUGACGUCGAAGCCGACUUCGACGCCGAAAAGAAAGCCACCAUCGCAGACGAAGAAGCAACCGAAGAAGUUUCUAUCCUCCCCGGAUGGGGCUCCUGGACCGGCGACGGCAUGUCCAAGGCCGAAAAGAAGCGUAAUCUCGGCGCCAAAACAGUCACCAAGAAGCCCGGCAUCGAUGCCGACAGGCGAAAGGACAGGAAAAUGGACAAGGUCAUUAUCAAUGAGAAGAGGCAGAAGCCUAACGUCAAGUACAUGGCUAGCCAGCUGCCGUUCCCAUUCGAGAACAGGGAACAGUAUGAGAGGAGUUUGCGCGUGCCCAAGGGCAAGGAGUGGGUCACUAAGAAGACGCAUCAAGACGUUACGAGACCGAGGGUUAUUGUUAAACAGGGCGUUAUUGCGCCACUGCGGAAACCGCUGGUAUAG